GAUCAUCAGCAGAACAUUACAGUCAUGGAUGAAACAUGUGGAGGAUGGAGUAGGGAACAAGAUGUCCAGGGACAUCCAGAGAUCCAGAAGAUCUGUGAUAUGGUGAAGCCACAUGUAGAAAUUAAAGUCGGUAAGAUUUUUGAAGAAUUCACUGCCAAACGCUUCAUCUCACAAGUUGUUGCCGGAAUGAACUACAUAAUCAAAGUACAUGUAGGAGGUUCUGUGUUCGUACUUGUGAAGGUGUUUCAAGCUCUGCCGUAUGAGGGAGGGGUACUGACGCUUGGUGUAUGUCAAUAUCCUAAAGAAGAAGGAGAUCCUUUAACACCCUCUUAAACUUUCACAAGAUUCUUUCUUUU
Molecule: messenger RNA, 356 nt
Organism: Triplophysa dalaica
Lineage: Eukaryota; Metazoa; Chordata; Actinopteri; Cypriniformes; Nemacheilidae
Product: cystatin-B-like
Exons: 3
Coding region: 25-333 (102 amino acids)
Cellular component (GO): cytosol
Molecular function (GO): cysteine-type endopeptidase inhibitor activity
Source: RefSeq, a predicted model, not a curated record